AUGCCUUCUCAUGAAGAGGAAGAUAAGCCUUGCAGAGCUUGUACAGAUUUUAAGACAUGGGCUAAGCAGCAGAAGCCAAAAAAAAUAACAAUCAGUCCUCCAAAUGAACCGUCACUACAAAAACGAAAAGAUUGUCCUCUGGACAAAAAUGAGUUGGGACGAUCCACUUGGGGCUUUCUACAUUCUAUGGCUUCAUAUUACCCUGAAAAGCCCACCACAUCACAGUCACAAGACAUGGCCAAAUUUUUCAACAUUUUUGCACAGUUCUACCCAUGUGAACCUUGUGCAUUAGACUUCCAAGAAGACAUUAAGAAACACCCACCAAAGACGAAAUCAAGGGAGGAGUUAGCAAAAUGGCUGUGUGAAAGACAUAACACAGUAAAUGUUAAAUUAGGCAAGCCAGUUUUCGACUGUAGUAAAGUGCAUGAAAGAUGGCUCGACGGCUGGUCAGAUGGCUCAUGUGACUAA
Messenger RNA from Parnassius mnemosyne (clouded apollo), 468 nucleotides. The record is from the annotation of a GenBank genome assembly. Lineage: Eukaryota; Metazoa; Arthropoda; Insecta; Lepidoptera; Papilionidae.